UGCGCGGCUGCUGAUUGGCUGCCGAGGACGGAAGCUCUGUUGGUGUGUCUUCAGAAGUUUCCCCCCCCUGGGCCGCGGCAGAGGUGGUAACCAAGGUAGAAAACGCUCGGGCCGAAGCUUUAGUGGCUCUUAGGGAUGGCGGCACCUGCAGCAGGAUCUGCAACGUCCCAGCGGUUUUCCCAGAGCUUCUCAGAUGCUCUGAUCGACGAGGACCCCCAGGCGGCGUUAGAGGAGCUGACUAAGGCUUUGGAACAUAAUCCAAAGGAUGCACAGUAUUACUGUCAGAGAGCUUAUUGUCACAUGCUUCUUGGGAAACACCUUGAUGGUAUUGCUGAUGUAAAGAAGUCUCUUGAACUCAAUCCAAAUAAUCCUACUGCUAUCCUGAGGAAAGGGAUGUGUGAAUACCAUCAAAAAGACUACGCUUCUGCUUUAGACACUUUUAUAGCAGGACAAAAAUUAGAUAGUAAGUAUUAGAAGUACAUUUCAUAAAUGACUCUC
Molecule: messenger RNA, 498 nt
Organism: Cricetulus griseus (Chinese hamster)
Lineage: Eukaryota; Metazoa; Chordata; Mammalia; Rodentia; Cricetidae
Source: RefSeq, a predicted model, not a curated record